Molecule: messenger RNA, 1217 nt
Organism: Carya illinoinensis
Lineage: Eukaryota; Viridiplantae; Streptophyta; Magnoliopsida; Fagales; Juglandaceae
Product: transcription initiation factor TFIID subunit 14b-like
Exons: 6
Coding region: 109-942 (277 amino acids)
Biological process (GO): regulation of DNA-templated transcription
Source: RefSeq, a predicted model, not a curated record
GUUGUCUCGAAUUACCACCUGAAAACAUACACUAAUAUCUCGUAGAACCACUCACUCGUGCAUUCCAGUCUGAUCCCUAAUAGGAGGAAGAGGAGCACGUUUGAAGAUAUGAUCAACAGUUCGUCUUCCAAACAGGUCGGUCAAGAUCAACAGGCUACAAGUGAGCCCAGAUCACCGCGCCCCAAAAUCAAAAUGGUCAAAUCCGAAGAAAGUGACAAGAGGAUAUUGAAUAAAAAACUCAAAGACGUUGAAAUAAGCAUUCCCAUCGUGUAUGGUAACGUCUCAUUCUGGCUUGGUAAGAAGGCAAGCGAGUACCAGUCGCACAAAUGGACUGUGUAUGUUCGUGGGGCGACGAAUGAGGAUAUAGGGGUGGUGAUAAAACGUGUUGUUUUUCAGUUGCAUUCCAGUUUCAAGAACCCCACAAGGGUUGUAGAGUCGCCGCCAUUUGAGUUAUCGGAAGCUGGGUGGGGAGAAUUCGAAAUCGCCAUUACUCUCUACUUCCAUAUCGAUCUCUGUGAUAAGCCAUUGACCUUAUAUCAUCAUUUGAAGUUGUACCCAGAGGAUGAAUCUGGACCCAUGUCCAGUAAAAAGCCUGUUGUUGCGGAAUGUUUUGAUGAGAUCGCGUUCCCUGAACCUUCAGAAGGCUUUUUAGUUCGUGUGCAGAAUCAUCCUGCUGUAAAUGUGCCCAGAUUACCCACUGGAUUCACUUUGCCGCCUCCUGAACUUUUUGUAGUACCAUUUGAGGAUGCAAAUAGAAAGAAGAGAGGUGACACUAAAGACCACCCCUUGAGUCAGUGGUUCAUGAAUUUCUCAGAAGCAGAUGAACUAUUACAACUUGCAGCAGCUCGUCAGCAGGUACAAGCUUAUCUUGCUAAACUCAGGAGACAAAUAAGCAUGAUAGACGGACAGCAUCAGCAGUUGAAAACAAUCUCUGACUCGUGAAUAUUACCUUAUUCAUGCAGAUUCUGUGGCAUUCAACUUCAAAUUGCUUUUUGCAUCAUAUACGCCUGUUGCCCUUUUUGCAACAGUGAUGUGCAUCUCCUCAGCUGUGGAGAAUAUUUUGACUGUCUCACUUAUAGAUAUUUAAAAAAAAAAAAAAAAAAAAAACUAUAAAUAAGGAGGAAAACAUAUAUGUAUCAUUAAAUCAACAAAAGAAAUGAAAGCAUUUAUCAUAAAUGCAUGAAACAAAAGCAUGUGUCUGGUGGACUUUUUUUUUC